Messenger RNA from Zophobas morio, 1343 nucleotides. RefSeq names its product zinc finger Y-chromosomal protein-like. Gene Ontology annotation, molecular function: DNA-binding transcription factor activity, RNA polymerase II-specific; RNA polymerase II transcription regulatory region sequence-specific DNA binding. Gene Ontology annotation, biological process: regulation of transcription by RNA polymerase II. The coding region runs from base 168 to 1331 and encodes 387 amino acids. The record is from RefSeq and is a predicted model, not a curated record. NCBI's taxonomy places the organism in Eukaryota, Metazoa, Arthropoda, Insecta, Coleoptera, Tenebrionidae. The transcript has 3 exons.
UGGAGGUUUAGUUUCAUGAUUAUAGCAUUACGUGAGUACCGAUAUUGAAUGAAAACGUGUUUUUGUUUUUUUUAUUUCGGUAUAUUUUCCAAUAAGCUUCAUCAGUUAUCACAAUUUUGAAACAAGUUACUGGUUUAGUUUCAUUAUUAUUUCAUCAGCAAUCCACAAUGUUAACUCUGGAGUCAUCUGCAGAAUGUUCCACAAACAAGAAACCUUCCCCCAAAGGUGCCCAUUUUUGCAAGACUUGCCCCUUUUUCACCACAUCGUUUUUCCUGAUGGUGAACCACAUCAGACGCCACAGCUCACCCUCGCAACACUUCAAUUGUGCAAACAGCAACGUAGAAAUUUAUUUGUGUAAAGACUGCAAUUUCCAAACCGGACUGACGCGCUUUUUUAAACAACACAUGGAAGAACACAGUCGACAAAAAAAAGACCAAUACAUCAUUCAAAAGUAUUUUUGUGAACGUUGCCCCUUUGAAACACAUUUCUCACUGAAAUGGUUCCAACAUUCCAAAACUUGUCUAGGAAGUAAAAAUCCUCAAAUGAGUCAAGCAAAAAAUGAGGAUAACGAUAAAUGCAAGUGUAAAUAUAGUUCGGGUGGACGUCGAUGUUUGGAACACGUGCGCGAUAGCAAAGUAUGUUGGUACCACUGUUUGAAAUGUUCCUACAAAUGUCAACGAAAAAGAUACAUAAGAAGACACAUAACCCAACAUUGGAACGAAAGUGUGGCUAAAUGGUACCAAUGCACCAGUUGCCCAUACAAAACUAAGUACAACUCUCACUUGAAAGUGCACUCGAAAAGACACUUGGACGAACACGAGAUUGAAUGGCAUCGGUGCGAAAAAUGCCGGUUUAAAACCAAAUACAAAUCGUGUUUAAAUAUGCACGUAAGUGUGCACCAUUUAGAUAACCAGAACGUUAAAUGGCAUAUGUGUGCAAAUUGUCCGUACAAAUCGUUAUGUCACUCCAAUUUAAACAGGCACGUAAAUGCGCACCAUUUAGACGAGUCGCAAAUUAAAUGGUACGAAUGUGAAGAGUGUCCACACAGAACUAAACACAAGUCGGCUUUACAAAAACACAUUUAUGUGCGGCAUUUGAGUGAAGACGAUAUUAAAUGGUUUAAAUGCCAGAAGUGUUCGUAUAAAGCUAAAAGGAAGUGUCAUUUAGAUGAACACGUAAAUGCGCUUCAUUUGGAUAAAAGGGACAUUAAAUGGUUUGAAUGCCAAAGUUGUCCAUAUAAAGCUAAGAGGAAUAGUCAUUUAAAAAGGCACAUAAGCGCGCUACAUUUAAAUAAAAAAAAUACUGAAAAAGUUUUAAAUGAAAAAAAUUAACUGGCAAAUGAA